AUCGGUUUAUCCCAUUAGAAGGGCCUGGACUGCCCGAACCCAAAGUGUGAAUUGGCAGAAGCUUCGAGAAUCCCCGUCGGCUCCCAGAAGUCUCUGGGACCUUUCCCCUAAACCCGAACGCCACAACAUAUCUCCUCUGCCUCGAAGCUCUCGGGUGUGCCCUGCUGUCGUGCUGCUUCCAAUUCUAAACUCCCAACUCGUCACUCUCUCUUUCACUGCCCCUUUCCAUGGCCGACGAAGCCAAGGCCAAAGGUAAUGCCGCCUUCUCAUCCGGUGAUUUCGACGCCGCUAUCCGUCACUUCUCCGACGCCAUCUCUCUCUCCCCCAAUAACCAUGUCCUCUACUCCAAUCGAUCGGCCGCUUAUGCCUCCCUUCACAAAUACUCCGAAGCCUUAAUCGAUGCCAAGAAGACCGUCGAGCUCAAGCCUGACUGGUCCAAGGGCUACAGCCGUCUCGGCGCCGCUCAUCUCGGACUUGGCCAGCACGACGACGCUGUCGCUGCUUACAAGAAGGGCCUUGAGAUCGACCCCAAUAAUGAACCGCUCAAAUCCGGUCUGGCUGAUGCGCGGGCCGCGGCCUCCAGGCCCCGUUCGGCGCCGCCCAUGGGCAAUCCUUUCGGGGACGCUUUCUCCGGACCCGAGAUGUGGGCGAGGCUCACUGCUGAUCCCACAACUAGAGCAUAUCUGCAGCAACCUGAUUUCGUGAAGAUGAUGCAGGAUAUUCAGAAAAAUCCCAACAAUCUCAACUUGUACAUGAAAGAUCAAAGAAUCAUGCAAGCCCUUGGGGUUUUGCUCAACCUCAAGAUUCGCACCCCGAGCGAGGACACUGACAUGCCCGAGUCUUCCUCUCCGCCCCAGCCAGCAGAGAGGAAGAGAGCUGCUGAAGCUGAACCGGCGAAGGAAGAGAAGCAGCCGGAGCCCGAGCCCAUGGAAUUGACGGAGGAGGAGAAGGAUGCAAAGGUCAGAAAAGGUCAGGCUCAGAAGGAAAAGGAGGCGGGCAAUGCGGCUUACAAAAAGAAGGAUUUUGAUACGGCAAUCCAGCAUUACUCUAAGGCUAUGGAAUUGGAUGAUGAGGAUAUAUCAUUUCUCACAAACCGUGCUGCUGUUUACUUGGAAAUGGGGAAGUUAGAAGAAUGCAUAAAAGAUUGUGACAAGGCUGUAGAAAGGGGAAGAGAGUUGAGAUCAGACUUUAAGAUGAUAGCAAGAGCUUUGACAAGGAAGGGAGCUGCCCUGGUGAAAAUGGCAAAAUGCUCAAAGGAUUAUGAAUCUGCCAUCGAGACUUUCCAAAAGGCACUUACAGAGCAUCGCAACCCUGACACGUUGAAGAAAUUGAAUGACGCUGAAAAAGCUAAGAAAGAACUUGAACAGCAAGAAUACUUUGAUCCAAAAUUGGCUGAUGAGGAGCGUGAAAAAGGUAAUGAUUUCUUUAAGCAGCAAAUGUAUCCCGAAGCUGUGAGGCAUUACACCGAGUCUUUAAGAAGGAAUCCUAAGGAUCCUAGGACAUACAGUAACAGAGCUGCAAGCUACACAAAACUUGGGGCAAUGCGAGGUUUGAAGGAUGCAGAGAAAUGCAUUGAGCUGGAUCCAACUUUUGUAAAGGGUUAUACUAGAAAAGGUGCCAUACAGUUUUUCAUGAAAGAAUAUGACAAAGCUUUGGAAACGUAUCAGGAGGGGUUGAAACAUGAUUCAAACAACCAGGAGUUGCUUGAUGGCAUAAGGAGAUGUGUAGAACAAAUUAAUAAGGCCAGCCGUGGAGACAUAAGUCCUGAGGAGUUGAAGGAGAGACAGGCCAAGGCAAUGCAGGACCCGGAGAUACAGAACAUCCUCCAGGAUCCUAUUAUGAGACAGGUAUUGGUUGAUUUUCAGGAAAAUCCCAAGGCUGCCCAGGAGCAUACAAAGAAUCCAAUGGUGAUGAACAAAAUCCAGAAGUUGGUCAGUGCUGGAAUUGUCCAGAUUAGAUAAAUUGGAUGGGAUGUGCAUGGGGUGCAGUGCAUGGCUGAUUUCAAAUGUAGAUUGGAUCGGAAAAUGGAGAAACAAUUUACGGUUGGGAAUUUCUUAAUCAUUUAUGCUCUCACGUUGUUUUCGUUGGCUUUUUUAAAUUAUGAAUUUGGGUCCCUCAAGCUCAAAUCCCAUUAGUUUUCGCCUCAUGGUGGGUGGCUCAAGACUUAUUUCUUUUAUGCAUAAUAUGGUUCUUCAUGCCUUCAAGUUCAAAGCAACAUCUAAAUUGUGGUGCUGAGAUGCUAGGGUUUUAUUUGGAAUGUUAGAAUGCGGAAAUAUAAGAUCAAAGGAAUUACAUUUUGCUGGGCUAUGUUUUAUUGCAACUCAUAGCAGCAUCAAGUAGAGACGUAGAUCACCACAAAACCCAAUUGUAUUAACCUCGUGUAUUCAGGCUGCUUUUAACAUGGAUUAUGACUUAUCUCUAUAACAUCCAUUGUUUGCUGAGUUGCAUCUUCGCAAUGAGAUUUUUCAUGGAUUAUUAUUGGAAUAUUAUUUCCUCCAA
This is a messenger RNA of Prosopis cineraria, 2499 nucleotides long. Its product is annotated as hsp70-Hsp90 organizing protein 3-like. Gene Ontology annotation, molecular function: Hsp90 protein binding. The record is from RefSeq and is a predicted model, not a curated record. Lineage: Eukaryota; Viridiplantae; Streptophyta; Magnoliopsida; Fabales; Fabaceae.